Messenger RNA from Megalobrama amblycephala (Wuchang bream), 2328 nucleotides. RefSeq names its product GTPase IMAP family member 8-like. The transcript has 4 exons. Gene Ontology annotation, molecular function: GTP binding. The coding region runs from base 296 to 1480 and encodes 394 amino acids. The record is from RefSeq and is a predicted model, not a curated record. NCBI's taxonomy places the organism in Eukaryota, Metazoa, Chordata, Actinopteri, Cypriniformes, Xenocyprididae.
AAUUACAUUAUUUUCAUUUUUGGGUGAACUAUAAGAAAUUGACAGGAUUUUUGUUACAUUUUAUAUUUUAUCCCAUGCAGCUGUUGGGGGCCAUGACACAAAACAUGUCACAUGGAACAUCCUUUCCCGCAUUCAACCAGAUGGAGUCCAAGAAGUUCCUCCUGUGUGCUGUGAAAAAGAACCAUGUAUCACGUACCGCCACUGAUGAAGACAUUACAAAACACACAAUACGAUGGUUCAGCCUGGCAGCUGAUAGGGGAAGCUCAAGGAACCGUCCCACUGCUACGAAAUAAAAAUGGAGAAGAAUUUGCGUUUGAAUUUGGUCUUGCUGGGAAGAAAAGGAGCUGGGAAGAGCUCAUCAGGAAACACAAUACUGGGACGAGAAGCUUUCAUAUCAGAGAAACACUCCACUUCAAUCAAUCAGGAUUUUGCUGGUGAAGACGGUGAUGUUGGUGGAUUACCAAUCACUGUUUAUGACACACCGGGAUUGUCUGGUACAGAGAGAAAGAAAGAGCUCAGGAAAUAUGAAGAAUUUCUGCAGAAAUGUGAAUCAGGCCUGUGUGCGUUUCUCAUGGUUCUCCAGUGUGACCGAUUCACUGAAGAAGAUCAAGAAACUGUGGAGAAGAUUGAGGAGCUGCUGGGAGAAAAACGCAUGCAGAACACCUGGAUUCUCUUCACUGGAGAAGAUCAACUCAAAGAUGAAAAUAAGAGCAUAGAUCAUCUCAUUAAAGAGAUCACAGCCUUGAAGAAACUUAAUCAGAAAUAUGAGGGAAGAUUGCACAGUUUCAACAACAAGGAGAAAAAGACUAGAAAUCAAGUGGAUUCUCUGAUAACUAAAGUUUUCGCGUGGAACUUGGAGAAUUUGCAAAAAAAAUCACAGCAAAGAACUCCAAUCAACAUCCAAGAUAUUCCUGUCGACAAUUAUUUAUCCAGAAGGAUUGUUCUUCUGGGUAAAGCUGGUGUUGGGAAGAGUUCAACUGGAAACACAAUCCUGGGACACAAAGAGUUUAAAUCUGUGAGAAUUGAUUCAGUAACCAGUGAAUGUUUAGAGAAACACGCCACUGUUUCAGGCAGAUCUGUGUCUGUAGUUGAUACUCCUGGAUUAUUUGACACACAGAUGAACACUGAAGAGUUAAUGAUGGAGAUAGGGAGAAGUGUUUAUUUAUCCAGUCCUGGACCUCACGCUUUUCUCAUUGUGUUUCCUGUGAAUAUGAGGAUCACUGAACAUGAGCAGCAGAUUCUUCAGAUGAUUAAGAUGAUGUUUGGUCAGGAUGUAUUAAAAUACUCCAUCAUUCUCUUCACUCGUGGAGAUCUGCUAGAAGAUCAGACCAUAGAAGAACUCAUUAAUAACAACAAUCAAUUAAGAGAUCUAGUUGAUCAGUGUGGAGGCAGAUAUCACGUCUUCAGCAAUAGAGGGCUGGGACGCAAGUGCGUUCUGGGGGGGGGCGUGGGGUGGUUGUGGGUUUCUCCGUCGGAAUAACAGAGAGCAGGUGAAUGAUCUACUGCAGAAGAUUGAUACAAUGAUAGAGCAGAAUGGAGGAGGAUACUACAGUAAUGAGAUCUAUGAAGAGGCUGAGAGAUUCAGACUAGAGGAAGAAGAGUGGAGAAAACAACAAGGAAAGAAAAAAAUACGAGAGAUUAAGAGAAGGGAAAAAGAGAAAAAGAAGAGAAUCAGAGCAGAGACUGGAACAAAGAAAAGAGAAGGAAAAAAGGAGGAACAAAGAAAAGAUAAGACUGAGAAUGUGAUGAAGGCAGAAGAAGAAAGAAUCAGAGCAGAGGAAAAGUCUAAAUUAGAGAGCCAGAGUGGAUUUUCACAUUUUAUUUCUAAGAACAAGAGUUAUUUUCAAAUGGCAGCUUAUGUUGUUGGUGGAAUUGCUGUUGGAGCUGUUGGAGUUUUAACUGGUGUUGGAGCUGUAGCUGGAGCUGGAGCUGUUAUAAAAGCUGUUGGAGGAGCUGGAGCUGUUGUAAAAGCUGUUGAAGUAGCUGGAGCUGUUGUAAAAGCUGUUGAAGUAGCUGGAGCUGUUGUAAAAGCUGUUGGAGGUGCUGCAACUUAAUCUGUUCCUACUGCAGCUGAUAUUGGAGCUGGUAUUGGAGCUGCUGUUGGAGCUUUUAUUGGAGUUGCUGCCACUAAAAAUGCCAGUUGAGCUGUCACUGUUGGCACUCUAGUUUUUACUCAAAACUUGUGUAAAUAAUGAUUCUAUAGAUACGCAUAUAAAUGUAUGGAAUAAAAAAAAAAACAUCCAAAUAUUAUGAUUUGAAUUUUGCUUUAAUUUACUUUCUAGUUUGUUGUAGCUGCUCCAAAGUCUUUGCUUGUGAUACAAAAAAUAA